Cryptomeria japonica (Japanese cedar) is the source of this 1401-nucleotide messenger RNA. RefSeq lists its product as uncharacterized. The record is from RefSeq and is a predicted model, not a curated record. The coding region runs from base 675 to 1055 and encodes 126 amino acids. Gene Ontology annotation, cellular component: Shu complex. Gene Ontology annotation, molecular function: zinc ion binding. Gene Ontology annotation, biological process: double-strand break repair via homologous recombination. Lineage: Eukaryota; Viridiplantae; Streptophyta; Pinopsida; Cupressales; Cupressaceae. The transcript is spliced from 6 exons.
AGGGGGAUGCAUUAACACAUUAAAAUAUUAUCUUGAACAUAUACCAUGCCGAAAUGCUAAUUCAUGCCCACAUGUGCAUGUUGAGGUUAUGUAUGAAGUGCAAGUCCAAUUAGAAAUCUUUGAGCAACAAAAAGAACUAAAAAAGAGGCAAAGAGAGAUGGCAGCCAUUGGUGGAACUGAAGAUUCUUCUUCCAUUGCUCCAUUUCAUUUUUCUUCGGUUAAUGGUGGUUGUAGUGUUAGCAUGGGGCCUAGAGUUUGUGCAUCUAGGUUAGAUUCAUAUAUUUUGCCACACACCGCUCCAAGUUCCCAAUUGUCAAUUGAGAGCACGGGUUGGAACAAAGAUAAACAUGAUGUAGCUAAAAGUGCAAUUGGAGACGUUUGGUUCUGUUGCAACAUUCCAUUCCAUGCAGAUAGGUCUCCUUAUUGGCAAAACAUGGUUGAUGCCUUUAUUGUUUGCGACACAGAGUUCAAAGCCCCAAAUGAUGAGGAGAUAAAAGGCUCCAUUUUGUCACCAAAGGUGGUUGAUAUGAAAGCCCCAAUAGAGUAGUGGUGAGAGAUAUGGGGGAUGACAGGUUGCACCAUCAUGAUUGAUGGUUGGGUAGAUAGAAGAAAUAGAAUGUUGCUAAAUUUUCUUGUUUCUUUCUUAGGUGGCAUAGUAUUCAUCGAAUUUAUUGAUGCUUCAGGAAACCCCAAAAAUGUUGAAUUCCUUUGCGAAGGUUUGGAAGGAGUCUUGGCUAAGCCUUCACUUUCUUUAUGGGAAGAAUUUUGAACGAGCUAUGCGGAUAUUAGAUCAAGGUGGUGUAAAGCUCAUAAUUGGUGAACCCAGCAACCGUUCAGUUUUCAUGGUUGCCGGAGAAUCAAAAAACAAGGAUCAAUAUAUAUGUUUCCCAGAGCACCACUGUACAUGCUAUUCCUUUUUUUAUGAGACUGUUAAUAAAGCAGAACAAUUAUGUUGCAAGCAUCAGCUGGCAGCAAAAAUGGCAGAUGCACAUAAAUUAUACAAGGAGGAAAAAAUUUCUGAUGAACAGCUGGCAUUACUUUUGAUUCAACAUUGAAAACAGGUGUAAAGGGAAAAGCGGAAAAUAGGUUAGCCAGUUCAUGAUAAAACAAGCACAGAAAAAAUAAUUUUCUCCUAGCUCAGAUUGUGCUACUAAGCCAACGCAGUGUUAAACCUGAUAGUUAUCACCCUUGCACUUUUUUCUACACAAUAUUAAGAGAGGAAAAAAAGAUGAGGCUAAAUAGAUCUGUUGAAUUUCUACAACAGAAAGGUUUAAUGCCAGUUUCCUUGAAAAAAAAUUCACCACAUUUUGUCAUGUGAAUUGAGGAUAUAAAUGAUAUAAUUAUGAUGAACCAUAAAGAAUAAUGCAUCUUUUGGAAUCAACAAGUGUAUGUUUAAAUUCA